Messenger RNA from Heteronotia binoei (common prickly gecko), 1007 nucleotides. RefSeq names its product chromosome 10 C1orf74 homolog (gene C10H1orf74). The coding region runs from base 217 to 1005 and encodes 262 amino acids. The record is from RefSeq and is a predicted model, not a curated record. Lineage: Eukaryota; Metazoa; Chordata; Lepidosauria; Squamata; Gekkonidae. The transcript is spliced from 2 exons.
GGAGACAGAGCAAAGCCACAUUGUCUGGGAGGGCCUUUAGAAGCCCAGCCAAGUUUUCCUCCAGCUUUUGUGUGCACUGCUGCUCUGGGACGGCUGCUUCACUCCGCUCAGCAAGGAAGAGCCUUGUUUGUUUCUGACCUGGUUGAAGCAGAGGAUGGUUGAAGACCAAAUGAGAGAUUAGACGUUUUUCAGACCUGUUCGGUCUAAGGGAUAAGAAUGGCCAAGCCGUUCCCGCAACUUCUCAUCGAUGCGGCUCAACGUCAUCUCAGGGCAGGCAAGAAAGGCUUAUCCCGGUCUUCCUCUUUGCAACUGGCUGGAAAGAUACUUGCCGUAGCCGCUGGCUUAAAGCCAGCUUUUCUCUAUGAUUACAAUUUGGCUGGACGCCCUCAGAUCCUGAACUACGUGCAGAGCAUCGGUGACCUUGGAUGUCGGUUACACAUUUUGAGCAUCGCUGAUCAUGUUCUGAUAAUCAACUUGGACAUGACGGUGCAGUGGCUGGAGAUGGUCCUGCAGGACAAUAAAGUCGUCUUUGUUGACGUUUCCGCUGCCAGGACGAGCCCUGGCUUCUGUGACAAAGCAGACGUAGAUUCCAUAAAAGCACAUAUAUCUGAGAUCCUGAAUCAUCUUAAAGCGUUGGCAGUAGACCCAUCCUGGGUCCUCUCUUCCAGCUCUGUUUUUUCUGCUGAAUGGAAUCUGUGUACCCUCUUUGGUGUAUUGCUAGGAUACCCGGCAGCCUACAGUUUCCCUGCUCCUAAGAGCUUUGACAACUGUCUUUCUCUGACCCCGCUGAGAGUGUUCACGGUCCAAACCACGUUCUGCAGGAUAAGCGACGAUCUCAGGGUUCAACUUUAUUCUUUUAGCGUCCCGGAAAAUUUAUAUUCCCGCAUGAAAACUGGUAUCGAGGAGUGGUCUGAAACGUUACAGGAUGCUUCUAGGCUUCAGAAAGACUUUUCAGAUCUUGGCAUUACUUCUGAGAUUGUCACUUUGGAGGCGGUGGCUUUGUAAAG